Messenger RNA from Lolium perenne, 2776 nucleotides. NCBI's taxonomy places the organism in Eukaryota, Viridiplantae, Streptophyta, Magnoliopsida, Poales, Poaceae. The record is from RefSeq and is a predicted model, not a curated record.
UAGUGGAGAAUGGCGUGAUGCCCUGUAACCACCGCUCUCCCUCUCCUUCUCCCCCUGCACUCAAUCUCUCCUAAUCCUCUCGAAUCCUUCCCAAAAUCUCUCCUAUCCUGUCCAAAUCCGUGAGACUUCUCCUCAUCUCCUUUCAAUCCCCUCUUUCGGUUUUCUGCAUUCCACGGCAAGAGUUCCUUCAUGCAAGAUAAGCAAGAGCAGAUCUAGGGAUAAACCAGAUGGAUAAGCAGCUAUUGCCUCCAGCAGAGGCAAAUGAAAGGGAUCAAGUGCCUCAUACUCCUCCGGUGCUUGAGGUACCAGAAAUCCCAUUGAUAUCAGUGGGCUUACAAGCGAUGAGUCUUGCAGAUCAGGGUCAGCAGCAGCAGAGCAAUGAGGAAGAGCAGGGAAAAUAUACUCUUAUUCUGAAGAUUGCGUGUUCAGGAGGUGCGCCAAAGAUUAUUUCUCUGAACUCAGUGCAGCAAGCUAUGACAAGAGCAUGGAGAAGCAACUUUUACAAGGUGACACAGGUAAAUCAGUUCAUAUUCAAGGCUCAUUUCAUCUCCUUUGAAGCCAUGAUGUUUGUGUUUACAAGGCAACCAUGGACAGUUGGAUCAGAUGUUAUGCUGAUUGAGUUUGAAAGCCCAGGAAAGGAUAUUCAGAAAGGAGACUACAAAUUUGAGUUCAUAUAUGUUACUGUCAGAGCCUAUGGAAUACCAAAAAAGUAUAGAUCUUUUAAGAUUCUUAAGGACAUUUUGAAUCUGGUAGGCACACAGUCUGAAUUUCAUGAGCUGAGGCAAGUAAUGUUAGAAUCAAGAUCAGACUACAUUUGGGGAAUUGCAAAAAUCAGGGUGUCUGCUCCUAUCUAUGAUCGAGUCAAGCUCCUCUAUUCAGUAAAUGAAGUAGGAUUUACCUAUCUGAGCUACGAGAAGAUUGGGAGGAUUUGCUUGUUUUGCGGAGUGAUGUUUCAUACAGUUGGGAACUGUCGCCUCAGACAGAAGAUUGUUGCAAGCAAAAUUCAGUCAGGCCAAGCGGAUCAAGCCCAGCAAGUGCCUUUUCAGCGAUACGGAUCAUGGAUUGUUGAGCCUGCAGAUAUUCCAACAAACGUUGCAGCACAGGGGCAAGGAUGCAAUCUAAGUUUCAAUAAUUAUCAGAUUCCACAAAUUGGCAGGUUUCAAGGAGUAUCAGAAUCAAAUCCAUCUGGACAAAGAGCAAUUGAAGAAGCAAAUGUAGCAGUGACAAGGAGGAGGCUUCAGUUCCAUGAACAAUCUUCAGCAAUGGCGGAAGAACAGCAGCAAGAAGAACGCACUGUUCACCCACCAAUUUGCAUUGAUGGCGGGAACCAAAGGGAGGGCGGUGCACUCAUCAGUGACAGGUUGCAUGGAGGACACGUUGGAGGGACAGUUGGUGCCACUCUAUUUACUGGACAGGGCAAAUCUCCACCCAAGCGCUCGGGAGCCUCUCUCGAUCUCCUCUCGUCGCCGGCUCCGAAGAGGGCUGCGACCGCGCAAGGCCAAGAUGGACAAGGAGGAGGAGCUGAUCUGCAGGCGAUGCAGAUCCCUGCAGGCGGAGCGGGCGGUGCGCAAGGCAAAAUCCUGUUCACCCAGGUGUCGCCGCUGGCUGUCGGAACCAGCUCCGUCCCUGAUGUGGGGCGGAUUGGAGGAGGAGGAGAUGGAGCUCUCUCUACCGCUGUUCCAGCCGAGCCCGAACCAGGAAGAGGAGGCGGCAUCCUCGGAGCACGGCCAAGCAACGCCGCCAGGUCAACUCCCAACCCCAAUCCCACUCUUUCUAUUGCAAGGGGCCGGACUAGACGUCGACCUUCAGGAUGGGAUAUUGAGGAGAAUGCCAGUACUGAAGUUGGCCACAGAGCUGCUGGGGUUACUUAUCAUAAACCUGGUUCUUCCACCUGGCGCCGCGUUCGCAAACCCGAAGAAAUGGCUAUGGGCAGCCUUGAUGGCAGAGGUGCUGGCUCGUCUUUGGGGAUACCGGGUGUCCCCGGUGCUGGUUCGUAUUGCCCAUCGCCGGCACUCAGCAGCGUAGAUGGUGGAGCGGGCAAUGAUACAUGGCAACUACACACGCCGUCACCGUCUCAGUCUGUGGCUUCGCAAGACUCUCGCCAUGGAGGCUUCUCGCCUCCUCCAAUGGCUCGCGACUACUAUGUGGGUUUGGAUGAUCGUCUUGGCUAUGGUGCAGCCGGAGGCCAAGAAAAUGUUCAAGGCCAAGCUCAAUUGGGCAUCUCUAGCGAUGCUCCUACACAGGGUGUGUGCGAUGACUCUUGGAAAGCAAGAAUGGACAUGGAUCUUGAGGCAGCGGCGCCAGCCCUUAAGGCGCCACGGGCGCCAUGAGAGCCUUGGGAUGGAACUGCCAAGGUAUGGGCAGGAGCCUUGGCAGUAGCAAAAUGGUGCAUCUUGCCCGCAUGGUCAGCUCAGCAAAACCUCAGCUAUGUAGUGCCCUCUCGAAGACGCUCGGGCGGGCUCUGGUUGAUGUGGAAUGAUGAGCUUGAUGUGACUGUGCAUAGUUCUUCCUUCUAUACUAUCCUAUCCACUGUAGUAUAUAAGACUAGGAAUCUGAAGUUUGGCUUAGUUUGUAUAUAUGGCGAUCCGUACCAUCGCCAGACUAGUGCUAUCUGGGAUGAUAUUGCUGCUUUUGUGCAUGAUAACUCCUCUCUUCCUAUGUUAUGUAUGGGAGACAUGAAUGAGCUUUUGUAUGAUAUGGAUAAGAACUCCCUUAAUAUAAAUCGAAGUCGUAUGUAUGGUUUCAGAUCCCUUGUUAAAAAUUGUGGUUUAUUUGA